GUAAUUCUUCUCCCCAUGCCACACACACGCAUCUGCAUCUGCAUGCACUAACAUAUAUAUAUAUAUAUAUAUAUCGUUACUGUUAUAUUUUAUAUUGCUGGCAUAUAUAUUUACCCACACACACUUAUGCACCAUCGAAACCCUAAUCUCUAGCAUGUCAAGGGAGGGUUCAACUACUUGAACUACAUACCUUCGGCUUGCUGUUUUAUUAUUAUGCAUAUAGGUUUAAUAUAUAUAUAUAUAUAUAAUUAUAGGUAGGGCGUGCAGGGGGGAUGGCGAAGAGUAGUAGUGGUUCAUCAUGGGCAUGGUCAGGCAGAGGAGGAGUUGUGGCUGUGGUCGCGUGGUGUGCGGUGGUAGUGGUGGUGGUGAUGGCGGUGCAGGGAGGAGAGGCUCACGAAUACUUAUCCGGCCAUGGUGGUGGGGGCGGAAAGAAGAUGGUGAUGAAGAAUUGGAAGCAGCGUAAGAUGAUGAUGAUGAUGGUGAAUAGCAACAGCAACAACAAUCAGGUGGACAGAAAUGUUCCCGGAGGACCAAAUCCCUGCUACCAUUGCCAGCUGCCACAUGACCAUGACCAUACAACUCCAACUCGCCAUGAGGAUGAUGGUCAUGAAUCUGCAGUAGGAGGGGGUGGCAGAAGCAGGGGGGUGUCGUCAACUGCUGACGAUGAUCAUCCUCUUAGCUCCUUCAAGCGCCCGUGAUAUGUAUAAAUGAAUAACAUUAAUAUUGGUUUAAUUUGCUAGCAUGGCGUGUGAGUGUGUUGCAGAUAAGAGUUUGGAUUGGAUUUAUAAAUAAAUAGAUUAAUUAAUUAAUAUA
This is a messenger RNA of Andrographis paniculata, 813 nucleotides long. RefSeq lists its product as uncharacterized. Bases 273 to 698 code for a protein of 141 amino acids. The transcript is spliced from 2 exons. The record is from RefSeq and is a predicted model, not a curated record. NCBI's taxonomy places the organism in Eukaryota, Viridiplantae, Streptophyta, Magnoliopsida, Lamiales, Acanthaceae.